This is a messenger RNA of Strongylocentrotus purpuratus (purple sea urchin), 1494 nucleotides long. RefSeq lists its product as uncharacterized. Gene Ontology annotation, biological process: microtubule-based process. Gene Ontology annotation, cellular component: cytoplasm; nucleus. The record is from RefSeq and is a predicted model, not a curated record. NCBI's taxonomy places the organism in Eukaryota, Metazoa, Echinodermata, Echinoidea, Camarodonta, Strongylocentrotidae. The transcript has 7 exons. The coding region runs from base 4 to 1257 and encodes 417 amino acids.
GCCAUGGAGGAGAAGGUUGAUGAAGAAGGAUUUUGUGUUGUUUCCAGAAAGAAAGGAAGGAAGAGAAGAGGACCCUCUUCCAGUGCUAAUAAAGGAGAUCACUGUAAUCUUUCUGUUCUCCCCAUGACGAGUGAUAUUGAUGCACCGUCACUGAUCGUUAAAAUCAAACAGUGUGUGAAUGACCUUCAGAUCAGCAGAUUUUUCAGUGAAUUCAAAGAAACAUGGCAAUUUGCACAACAUCGAAUCUCAAACAGAUUACCCCAGAAUGACAUCUCAUCUGAACACUGCAUUCCUGAAGGCCUCGUCAAAGACACCAACACAGAGGGAAGAGGUCAAAGUUCACAAAACAAUGUGCAUUCCACUCAGGAAAGCAAUACAAAGGUAUCAUUAAAACAGACGGACCCCAAAGAAAAAGAUGAUAAGAUCUUUGCAAGAACUGAAGAUGAAGAGGGGAGGAGGAGGCAAGCAUCUGCAAGAACACAAAAUUCAUCUCCGUAUCAUGUGACAGAUUCGACGAUGGCCAAAACUAAAAUUACACAGUCAGACAAACGGUUAGAGGAUACUGCUCACGAACAAGGAGAGAGUUUGAAUUCGACAGGAGUUGAAAAGCUGGGAUUUUUAGAGAACGAUUUAGGAGAGAUUUUGACUGAAUCCAGGAUUAUGAAGGACAGGAGAGUGAAGCAGAUUGUGUGCUAUGGUCUCGGUAAUUUCUCAUCAUGUGUGACGGCCAGAUUUCAGCUUGCGUUGCUGAUUCUACUGAAUUCAUUGGUAUCUCCAAAGAGGUGUUAUUUAUAUGACCCUAACUUCUCUGAUGUUGAAAAGCAAGUCCUUGAGAAACUGGGAUAUUCACUCAUCGACAAAAAUGAGGAAGGGAAACGUCAGGUGACAGAACCAACUCUGUUCUUCAUGCCUCACUGUGGGAAGCCUCUCUACAACAACCUCCUGUGGGCCAACUGGGGUCAAAGGUUAUCAAAUCUUAUCAUCCUCGGCAACAGUUUCAAUAACUUCUCAGAGAGGUUUACAGCUAGGCAGUUGAAAGAGGAGGUUCCCUACAUCCAGAAGAUUAUUCCAUACCACCAUGAGGUUUCAGUAAAGAACAGCUUCCAGUACACAGACAUCUUCAAUGACAUUGCCUUCCAGGUCUUUCCCGUUGAUCUCUUACAAACAGCGCCCUCAACUCUAUGGAAAGACAAAGGCGAGCCCAGUUACGAACACAUGAGCAGCGUUGAGAUAAUCACAACAUCAAGCACUAGUUGAGCAGCAGUCAGGCAGUUGAUUAUGAACUACAUGUAAUGGACUUCAAAUAUUCAGUAUAUCAAUGUUAUUCAGUACCUCAAACAUCCUUUUAACUUCAAACCAUUAGUUUCUUUACUGUUUCGAAUUUACUAUCAUCCUGUAAUGUUUUAUUUGUGUGUAUAGGAUGAUUAAUGAUUUGGAAUUGGAUUGGAAUAGAGGUAAUGUCCAUAAAUAAAAUGUUAUUUUUAACUAUUCUGA